Molecule: messenger RNA, 7884 nt
Organism: Hemiscyllium ocellatum (epaulette shark)
Lineage: Eukaryota; Metazoa; Chordata; Chondrichthyes; Orectolobiformes; Hemiscylliidae
Gene: camsap3
Product: calmodulin regulated spectrin-associated protein family, member 3
Exons: 17
Coding region: 234-4508 (1424 amino acids)
Biological process (GO): negative regulation of microtubule depolymerization; neuron projection development; cytoplasmic microtubule organization
Cellular component (GO): microtubule minus-end
Molecular function (GO): spectrin binding; calmodulin binding; microtubule minus-end binding
Source: RefSeq, a predicted model, not a curated record
GAGCACAGCCCAGCCUCCAGCUUCCCAGUGUGAGUCAGCGCGGUACCUGGAUCUGAGGGCAGGCAGCGGGAGAACAACAGCAGCGCAGGCAAUGGAAUGAAAUGGGAGCUUCUGAACCCGGCACCAGCGGCUGGCGGAACCGAGAGCAGAGCUAAGCGCAGAUUCUGAAUUGGACUCGCUCGGAUUAUCCUGACCGGACCCAGCUCUGCGGAUGGCCGCUGUUAGUCCCUGCCAUGGUCGAUGUAGGUGAAAUGAGGAAGACUUUCCUCGUCCCGGAGAUCAAACCCCUGGACCAGUACGAUUUCUUCAGAGCCAAGAUUGCGGGAAGUCUGUCCUGGCUUCUGGUCAAAUCCUACGGAUCAGAGAAUGUUCCGGAUGAGCUGAGGGAGCCUUUUUACACAGACCAAUAUGACCAGGAGCACAUCAAACCGCCAGUCAUCCGUCUGCUGCUUUCCUCGGACAUCUACUGCCGGGUCUGCGGCCAGAUCAUACCGCACGAUGAGGCCAGCCCACCUCAGGACAACAUGGCUGUCCUCCAGGCUCUGUCACGGAAAGGACUCCAGGUGAAGGACCAGGAGGCGGUGGUGACUGAGGCUGACCUCCGCAAGAAACCCAUCAAAAUGGGUGCCCACUUGGCUGUUAUUGAUGGCCUGAUGACUGCGUACAUGAUGGAAACACUGCGUGGCAGGAAAGUGGCACUGGACACAGAGGGAAUGGGGAGCCACAGUCCAUCAAAAGAAGUCUUAUCCAGCACGGAGUACAGUCUGCUGCUCUGGGUUGAUAAGAUAAACCAGAAGUUAAAAGAUGUCUCUGAACGGCUGCACCAGCUCAGACUACAGCCUGGCAUAGACAAUCCGACAAGCCAAGGGAUUCGCUACAGGAAGGACAAGGUGCUGACUAAGCAGACCCCCUGCUUCCCCACAGUAACGCAGCUCAAGGACCUCGCCAAUGGAUGUGCUCUGGCAGCCCUGAUCCAUCACUACUGUCCAGACGUUCUACGGUUGCAAGACGUUUGCCUGAAGGAGACCAUGUCUGUCGCUGACAGUCUGUACAACUUGCAACUGAUUGUGGAAUUCACCCAGGAGUAUCUCGGCAACUGUUGUCACCUGGGCCUGGAGGAUAUGCUGUACACUCCGCCAGUGUUAAAGAUUAACAUCUUGACGUUUGUAGCUGAGCUGUUCUGGUGGUUUGAAGUCCUGAAGCCAGAGUUUGUUCGACCAAGAGAGAUUCCGGAUCUGGACGAUGCUUCCAGAAGCGGAUCUGACACCCCCUCGGGGGCCGAAAACACCAGUCGAUUACCAGCAUUCCUCCUGAAGCAGCCCUUCCUGCCUGUGAUCCAACAAACGUCCCCUUCGCAAAGCAGCUCAGGUCCCCUGAAUCACUCUACCUCAAUGUCGCAAGUCGAUUUCUUUGGAAAGGCGUGGACGAAGAAACAACUGAAGAGGCCAUUGUCCCAAGCAGUGUCCUUCAGCAUUCCCUUUGGAUUGGACAGCGAUGUGGACAUCGUCAUGGGGAAUCCGGUCGGAUUGAUGAGGUCAGUGAGCUCCGACAGCCUGAGCUCCAACACCUACCGGUCUCACAGCUGCCUACCGCGGGCUGCAGACAACCAGGAGCCGGGGAGCGAGAACGGGCCUGUCGCGUCUCCCAGGGCAGCCAGGAAGGCCUCGCCUUUGGCGAACAAGAUGGCCGAGAGCGAACGUCAACCACCGGUUGAAAACGGGGUGGUCGGCGACCACAACAACUGCGCAGAGCUGCCGACCAUCGAAGAAGCGCUGAAGAUAAUCCACAACACGGACAAGCUGGAGCCCAGGCUCCGUCCCGAGGGCGCACCGGAUGGCUUCUUCCUUCACCGGCCCGAUCUGUCCGAAGAUUUCCUAAAGCCCGAGGGCGGCCAAUCCAAACUUGACCUCCAUCCUCCCUACCCACCGGCCGACACCCCCCAGGAGAGCGGGCUCCUCGCCCCCACUGAGGACCGAGCGAGUGGCAGAGUCGCUCCGUCUGAAGAUAGCAACUUCUCCCGGGACGACGACUCCGUCCUCCGGGACAACAGCUUGGAGUCGGACGGCGAGGACUCUUCCAGGCCGGCCCAGGAGGAGAAGGACUACGCCAGCAAGGACGAGUGCACGUCCUGCCUCAGCUCCCUCAGCUCGCAGGCCGAGAGUGUGGCGUCAUCCGGCUCGGGCGUGAAGAUGACCAACUUCGCCGAGCGCAAGAUGAAGAAGAUGAGCAGCGCGCCGGACUCCAAGUCGAGCAGCUCGCAGAAGACGACGCCGGACAGCUCCGAGCUCAACGACCAGCAGAUGGCGUCGUGGGCUCAGAGGCCCGACGACAGCCCCAGCCAAAACCAGGCCCUGGCCUCCGAGAUGACCCAGCUGGGGAUCCGGUUGGAGGAGAAACGGCGAGCGAUCGAGGCGCAGAAGAAGCGGAUUGAGGCCAUCUUCGCCAAGCACCGGCAGAGGCUGGGCAAGAGCGCGUUCCUGCAGCUGAAGAGGAAGGAGGAAGGCGGGGAGCGGGAGAACGGAGCGGGAGACGAGGACAGGAGGAAGCUCUCCCUGGAGGAGAGGUUGUCGAGAAUCGAGGACGAGGAGGAAAACGAAAGCCCGACACAGCCUGAGUUCAAGGACCGGGGUGGCCAGGCAUUGGAUAAAGACCAUGAGGCAGGCCCCGGUGGGAACCUUGGGGAGAAAGAUGCCAAACCGAGACGGCCGGAGUCCCCGAGGGAGCCCGAGGUGGACGCGGACAUGGGCGAGUACAACAACGCCGUGGCUAAGCUUAACUCGGCACUGUCCUCACUGCAGCUCGACAUGCAGCGCCUGGCCCAGCAACAGGAGAGCCUGAUGGAGAGGAAGAACGUGCAGGCCUGGGUGAUCCCGGUUCCCAAAGCCUCCUCUCAGAGGCCGCCCCGCUCGGCCGAGUUCUCCUCUCCCUCGCCCUCGCGCAAGCCGGUUUCCUCCGGGACACGCUCCCCCCAGUCCGGCCCCAAGAAGGCGUCCGGAGCGGCGGCCGCAGCUCCCCCCAAGAGCCCCAGGCACUCCCGGCCUGCCGAGCUGAAGAUCACGCCGCUGACCCGCGUGCUCACGCCCCCGCAGAGCGUGGACUCCUUGCCCCACCUGCGCAAGUUCUCGCCCAGCCAGGUCACCGUCCAGACCAAGUCUUCCAUCUGCUUCGGCGAGGACAGCGAGGAGGAGCAGCAGGACCUCGGCGUGAGGCCCAAGCCACGGCCGCUGGGGCCCGUGGCGAGCUGCGGCCUAGCAGAAGGGCCCCUGGAACCUGACAGGCCGACCCCUGACCUGGAGAGCGAGGGUAACCUCAGGCCUGUGGGGCCUGUCGUCGCCCGGAAAGCCGAGGAGCAGCCCGACAGCGGCAAGAAGGACAGUUCAUCCACCGUCAAAAGGACUAGUUUGAUUGAGAUACCGCUCUCCUCUUUGAGAGGCCCCGAGGAAGGUGAGGACGGGCCAGAGAACGUCAGCGAAUCCGUGAGUGAUCCCCCAGGCGAUGCCGAGCAGAGGUCUGUUGGUUUCUUCUUCAAGGACGAGGCAAAGGCGGAGGAAGAAAUGGCCCUGAAGCGAGCAGCGUUGAUGGAGAAGCAGCAGAAACGGACGGAAGAGUUCAGGAAGCGGCGGAUGUGGUUGGACGCGGAAAAGGAGCAGAAGAAAGAGGAUACCAGGCAACAAGUAGAGGAAGAGAAAGUGGAGAAGAGUUUUAUCAAGCAGGAGUAUCUUCGGCGGCAACAGCUCAAAAUAAUGGACGAUCUGGACAAGGUCCUGAGAGCGAAGGCCACGCCCAGCAAAGGGAGGAAGCCCCGGCCCAAGUCCUCGGUGUUCCGUGACGAUUCCGUGCUGACUCGCAGCCCGGUGAAGGGUCUGCUAGGCUCCAGGCUAAACAAAGUGUACUCUCGAUCUACCCUCUCCCUGUCCACCAUGGUCAACGACUCGGCCAAUAGUCUCUCGGUCAAGAAAAGUCCAAGGGCGGACUCCCCCUCGGCGCUCCAGUCUCCCAGUCGGCUGGUGGGGAAUCAGAACGGCGAGAAAGACUGGGAGAACGCAUCGACUGCAUCAUCGCCGGCGUCCAUACCAGAGUACACGGGUCCCAAGCUGUACAAGGAGCCCAGUGCCAAGUCAAAUAAAUUCAUCAUCCAAAAUGCGAUCACUCGCUGCUGCCUGGCGGGAAGGGUGAACGAGCCCCAGAAGAACAAGAUAUUGGAGGAAGUGGAGAAGAGCAAGUCGAAUCAUUUCCUGAUCCUGUUCCGUGACCAAAGCUGCCAGUUCCGGGCGGUGUACGCCUUCUCGCCAGAGUCCGAGGACAUGCAUCGCGUGGCCGGCGUCGGGCCCAAACUGAUCACCAAGAACAUGAUCGAGGGGAUCUACAAGUACAACUCUGACCGCAAGCAGUUCACCCAGAUCCCCAGUAAGACACUCUCUGCCAGCGUCGACGCUGUCACUAUCCAGGGCCACUUGUGGCAGACCAAGAGGCCGGGGACCCCCAAGAAACCAGGACCGUCCAAAUGAUGGGCUCCCUCUCCCACCGCCAUCGCCCCAUCCCUCCUGCUACCCACCCCGCCCCCCACCCCAAACCCUGCUCAGACGGACGACCUCCAGGCCCUGGUUUGCCAAUUGUUUUUGUCCCCCCUCAACGUCGACUUGUCUGUGUAUCUCCCUGUUUUUUUUUAAUUUCUAAUAUUUGCCACGGGUGAGUCAACCAUGCUGGGGCCUUUUUUUUUGCCAUCUCUGCAUGUUACCCGUCGCUCGCCUGGCCCAUCGCAAACAAAGGCGCAGCGCCGGUUUCGGUUGGGAGUGUGUACCCGUCCUGAGAAGGAGUUACGAGCCCGGCUCCCUGUCACCCAGUGGAAUCCACGCCAAUGGGUCCAUCGAGCGACGCCGUCGAGAGGUUGCGGUGACGCUGUUGUGUCUGAAGUCCGAAACUCCGAUGAGGCAAGGACUUGCGGAUGGGUCAAAACGUGUUUUUUUUUAAAAAAAAAGCAAAGAUAAAUAAAUUAGAUGUACAAAUUUUUGAGGUAAAAUUCCAAAAGGUUACUACUGAUGAUCGAAAUGUUGUGUCUGUAUAUAAUGGAGCUAUUUAAUUGAUUUAGCAGUUUGUAUAGAUGAAAUAUUUAAGGUACUCUUGUCACUUCUGAGACCGUGAAUGGGAGGUGGUAACGUCGUUUGCAAGUUACUGUAAAGAACUUGCUGCAGUAUUUGAAUGCAAUUUGAGUUGAGGUUGUAUUAACUACUCAAAUAAUCACCAAAACUUGCCUGCUUUUGUGAAACAAAUGAGGAAAGUAUCUUGAAUCAAUCGCUUAAUAAACUCUGCAUUCCCACAGCGUUCAGUUCUGGCAUGGGGUGGAAAGGUCCAGUCCAGCUGUGCUGCCCUCCCCACACUAACUGCUUGAAUUUGCCCAGGAUCGAUCUGGUCUUAGUUUUGCUUCUGUUGAGUCCGAAUCAGAUUAGACCUUCCACCAUCUGGGUUUGGUCCUGGCUCCAAAGCUCACUCUAUGAAACCACUCCAAGUGCAAACUGUUCUCUCAAUCCCAAGGCUGCGUUUGGUGAGUUUUCACCCCUGGUGCUUUGGGGACAUGUUCUGAGCUGGGGUCUCGAUGGUGAUCCUUUCUGAUGUACACUGCACCUUCUCGCUUCCCAUUGGAACCUCUGAGCUGGCCAGGAAUUUACUUUGGACUUCUCCCCAGUGAAUCUAGUCCAGUUUUGGUUUGUAACGUGCAGGCUGAAGAUCCCAUGACAAUGUUUCUGCCUGUCUUUAUUAUUAUUCGGCACAUGGUAUGUGUAGAGGAGCUCAAAUCUAUGUAGGCCGAACGCCAACAGCAGCAAGGAGCCCUGAUCCGGUACAUCUUCAGUUUCUUAACCAUCAGUUCAGCACUGCAUUCACUUGGAGCCAGUUGUUGGAAGUGGCUGAAUUCCAUGUUUUUUGUUUAAUAUCUGUUACUUUUUUCUGCUGUUCCCCACUCCAGAUUGAUUUCUGGUUUUCCCUGGAAGUAGCCUCAGCCAAUUAGACUUUGGCAACAAAGACUGAACUGCGCUCUCAAUGUUUCGCAUGCAGGGACUUGCCUGGAUGGGAUUUCUGUGCUUUGUUGGUGUCUCUCAUUCUCCCUCCCUCCACCAUCUGUCUGUCUGUCUCUCUCUCCCUUUUCCCAUAGUUGGAUGCUGUGCCAUCGUGUAGCAUUCCACAGAAGCCCUGCCAAAAGUUGUCGUCAGUUCCGCUGCAAGGGAAUGGCCAGAGCUCUAAUGGCUUUUACAAAUUUGAGAAGUUAAGAGACUCCUCUUCUGCGUCCUCUGUGGCGAAAGGGUCAAGUGUUUGCUCUGUGGGCUAAGGAUCAGUUACCUACUGCUCGGAUCCACCUUGUCAAGUGGGUUUGUAAAGCCCUCUCCUCAGGGAACAAGCAUUAAGUGGUCUGGCAUCUGUUAGGUCUGGGGGCGGUGGGGUGAGACUGAAUUCUAUUUGGUGAAUGUGAGGUUGGAGAUCGCAGUUUGCACACGUGUGCGUAUACACACGCACGCGCGCACUCUCUCACGCACUCGCACUCUCUCUCACGCACUCGCACUCUCUCUCACGCACUCGCACUCUCUCUCACGCACUCGCACUCUCUCUCACGCACUCGCACUCUCACACUCACAAUGAAGAAUCUUGGAAGUAAUUAUGCACGUUUCUUGAUUUUAGCAUUUCUGUUUGGCACUAGAUUGUUGAAGAGGUGAACUGAGUUGCUUGGGAAUCAUAAUAUGAAUACAGAAACCAGACCAAAAACUGGGUCUCAGUUCUGGGCUGUUAUGUUGGAUUUUUGACAAUAUUUUGGUUCUGCUUGCCAUAUUGGAUCAGAUAGAAGGAGUUUGUUUUCCUUUUAUUUUAAGGCUCCCACUAUACACGACUCCUGCACUCAGGGAGCUGGUAAAUGGCUCACGGCCUGGUCAGGCUAUUGGAGUUACUCGGAGCACCACCAGUGAAGAGGGGUCCUCCACUUGAAUGAGGACGUCGGUGCCUUUCUCCCUCAGGCCGGGCCGUAUGUUUAAGGAGGUUAUGUCACCGCUUCACCAUUCUGGCCGGUCAGAUUAAUAGGUGCAGAUUGUUGGUCACCAGGAGGUAUUGGAGAUGACCUUAACCACCUCCGCCCACAAAGACAAUGUGAAGCAACUUUGAACACUAGCAAACAAAGGUCCUGUGCCAUCGGCAGCACCAGACCGUUGGGUGUGUGCCCAUUUUCCCCAGUUAGCCUUUGUAUUUCCCACUGCCGUUACCAUCUUUGGAGUCAGGUAUUCAUCAGAUGCAAUUAUAAGCAUGCCCCUACCUCCCUGCGAGAGAGGACAGUGAGAAUACGUAUUGAUUUUCUGUGUAACGACAGAAGGGCGUUCACUAAUAUGUACAUAUUGUACUCCCCCUGCUGGAACUGGCUCAUUUCUCUCCUCCUGCCCCACCCAGUGUUGGAUUUAAUGGAACCUAUCAUGGUUUUGUAGUUGAGAAAGUGGAUUUCAUUUUGCAGUCACCCUGUGGGAUGAGGUUUCCUGGGUUUUGCUGGAAAACUUUCACUCAAUGCUAGAAUAUCUACCAACUGUUGUAGAAAUAUGCGCAGUGGGAAGACACCACCCUGCCCUGCCCAAAAUGGGACCCAUCAACCAUUGCAGUGAUGUUGCUAAACCCCUUUGGGGCUUUUGAUGAGCAGUAAGUUGACCGUAAAUAAGCCUGAACUAAAAUUCUUUUUAUUUUUAACCCAAUAUGUAACACUGUACAGGGUACCAUGCUCGAGAUGUGACCUUUUGGGUUUAAAAUGGACUCUGAUGAAUGUCUGCAGAUGUGGGUCUUGGACUCUGUAAUAUUAGGAGGCGUACCAUGAGAAAAGUUAUCUUGGAAAUUUAAUAAAAACGAUUUACCAAUUUACAAGAA